Molecule: messenger RNA, 765 nt
Organism: Huiozyma naganishii CBS 8797
Lineage: Eukaryota; Fungi; Ascomycota; Saccharomycetes; Saccharomycetales; Saccharomycetaceae
Gene: NRE1
Product: sepiapterin reductase family protein
Exons: 1
Coding region: 1-765 (254 amino acids)
Cellular component (GO): intracellular anatomical structure
Molecular function (GO): oxidoreductase activity, acting on NAD(P)H, oxygen as acceptor
Source: RefSeq, a predicted model, not a curated record
AUGCCAGGUAAAUCCAUCAUUGUCACAGGUGUCUCGAAGGGUAUCGGGAAGUCCAUCGUAGACAGAAUCUUUUCCCUAGACAAAGAAGCCAAGGUGUACGGUAUUGCCAGAUCCGAGGCCCCAUUGAAGGAAUUGCAGGCCACCUACGCCGGCAGAUUCCAGUACGUGGUCGGCGAUGUCACUGACAACGCCAAAGUUACCGAAUUGGUGGAAUUGGCAGUGAAAGAUUCUGGGAAACUGGACUCUCUAGUUGCCAACGCUGGUGUGCUAGACCCAGUCCAGGAUGUGCACAACAUUGACGUCAAUGGGUGGAAGAAACUGUACGACAUCAACUUCUUCUCCAUUGUCUCGUUGGUCGGGAUCGCUGUUCCUCACUUGGAAAAGACCCAGGGUAACGUCAUAUUCGUCUCCUCAGACGCCUCCGACACAUACUUCUCUAACUGGGGGGCCUACGGUUCCUCAAAGGCAGCUUUGAACCAUUUCGCUAUGACUGUCGCCAAGGAGGCCAAGGGUGUCAAGUGUCUAGCUGUGGCCCCAGGGAUCGUCGACACCUCCAUGCAAGUCAACAUCAGAGAGAAUGCCGGUAAGAACAUGUCCAAGGAACACCACGAAAUGUUCAAGAGCUUAAAGGCAGACAACAAGCUGUUGACAAGUGAAAUCCCAGCCAACGUUUACUCGCAACUUGCCUUGAAGGGGAUCCCAGAAGGUAUCAACGGUUCCUACAUCAGUUUUGAUGCGCCUGCUUUGAAAGAGUACCAGUUCUAG